AACCUCGAAGUGGCUGGCGCAAACUUGCAUUUCCGUUCUUCAAUGAGAUUAUGAACACUUUAGACUGUUGAUGAUGUCGAGCUCACUGCUUGGAGAAGCGCUUAAUGACCUUGCAACUUGGUGCUCUGUCUCUAGGUCUAUCGUCAUGAUUCACAUGGCACCUGUGCAUGGUGCUUUUCAAAACCUCGUUCAGCUCAAAGUUUUCGUACCUUGUCGCACGCGUUCGAGAACCAUGCUCAGCUCUGCAUUGAGAAAAUGGUGGCUCCAAUGGUAUUGCAAAGGUGCUUCUGUUUAUGAUUCACUGCAUGGUUAUGAGUCCAGCAUUCAGCUCAAUACACAAAGCUCUGUACCUUGCACAGGUUCUAGAGCCAUGUUCAGCUCUACGUUUGUCAGGCUGGCAGCUCGUUGUGUAGGUUCUGCGAUUGCGUUCAGUUCCUCCACAACCAGCCACUUCAGGGUCUGUUGCAGGGGCUCUAGCACAUUGUUCAGCCCUCAAUCGUCAGCCUCAUGGUUCAACAUAUGGGAAAAUCAUGGUCUGCUUUCAGCACUGCCAACCUGGAUCGACAGCUUAGCGAGCGCUUUGCUCAAGACCAUCUCAAGAUCAUACAUGUAGCAGGAUAUUUGAACAAGGUCCCCCAUUGAGAAAGUCUUGUCCAAAUCAUCCACUCUGCUUUGUGGUCAUAGCCAGUAAUUUAAGCACUGCAAAAAAACAUGGCACCAUCGAUUGGGGACUACGACCAGGUGGUUGCGAUCACACAACAAAUGAUCAAUAAUGCACUCCAGGACUUAUUUGCAAUCCACGAAUCGAGCGCUGGCGACACCACCAUACCCUCAUUUGGCCCCCCUAACUAUUCGUUCAAGGAGUUUAAAUUGGGUUGCCCGAGAGUUGUCGUCCAUUACAGUGACGAAGACAAAUACCAUGUGAUGUACCAAAUCAGAAUUCUGAGCGGCAAGUUUGCUACUCAAAAAGACUGGGACUCCACAGAGGUUCUCACAUGGCCGAUCGAAAACUGGAUUUUUUCUUACGUUGUCAACAUUGCUCUUGCCGACGUUGAUUCAAAAAUGGCUGACGACCUACGUGCCAAACAUAACAUCCCGGGUGAUUACUCGAUUCAGAAACUCAUCAUGGACAUGAAAGAUACCGACAUCAGCAAGUCCGCUCCUGGUGAGUCGUUCUUUGGCGGGUACGAAAAAAGCAAAGAACCCAAGUUGUCCGACGACAACUUGCGUAACAUCAAGGAGCUCAUGACAACCAUCGGCAGCGGCGGCAAAGGCAUGUCCAAAUUGCAACUGGCUGAUCUGAAAACCCUCGGUUAUAUUACAAAUGGCGGACCAAAUCAGAAUGUUGUCAACUCCCCGACCGCGACUUUUGUCCCAUGUGGGGUCCAAUUUCAGACAUAUCCAUAUAUGUCCAACAACAAUCGUGCUGGGGACGGCACGAGCGGCAACUCGAGGCUGAACUACCUGUGCUACCUGGAGAAAACUCUCAACCCGGGAGAUCCGAAGGAACCGGACAUGCCAGACAAGGAGAAAAAGUAUCUGAACCCUGACGGCAACUGGACUUCAGGAUCUAUCUCAUCGAGCAACGGAGUGGACAAUAUUCCAGACGACCUUCCUUUGGGGACAUUUGUUAUGACAUCUCGCAAUUUCAUGGGCCAGUAUCUGCUUCCAAAAUUGCGAGAUAUCAUUGCCAGGAUGUCCAUUGCAUGGUCUGACCUGUGGACCGACGCCUGGGCGAAUUCCACGUGGGGAAUGGCCAUCAAUUUUCACAUCAACGACCCAGGUAACGUCACCGACCAGGACUGGAGCACAAAAUGGAGCAAGAGUCAGAAUGGCAAAGAUACGAUCUGGAAAUUCAAGAAAGACUGGCCCUGGGAUGAAAAGCAUGGCAAGGGCGCUCAACAGACCAAGGUGGGGGCCGAAGCAUUCAAUGAAGUGACCGUCACAGCGACUACAGAUAGUCCGGUCAUCAAGGUGUCAGGGUUUGCUUAUAUACGCCUUUACAGCGAGGUCUGGUGGGGAAUUGAGGGGCAUGCGAAAAGCAGUGCAGACGAUUUACACCGAACCUUCCGAUGGAGUUUCAAUCUGAAUCUGCAGUCUGUCAACGAUGGCGGUCUUCAGAUCACGAUGACUGAUCGGAAGCACAAGAUCGACUACAGCUCGGAUGACAAGCGUGACCUCAAGGACAAGUUCGGCGGAAUCAUGGAUGCCAUUGAGAAGUGGUGGAAUGAUUUCAACUUCGGCAACCUCGGCGAUCUGGAGAAUGUCCUCGCUCAAGAUAUUGGCCGUGCGAGCAAGCUGGUCUUCCCAUGUUCAGGAGCCUUCUUCUACAAGAAUCCUGUCAUGACCGACAAAGGGGACCUGAUGUGCACGGUGGGAUACAAGCCCAGCGGCCAGUCUUUUGAGGGGCCCCCCCGGGCGAAUCCCCAGGUGCUGCCAGAGAUGGGGAAAAAGAAUUUCAACGAAAAGAAGGAGACUUGGACCUAAGCUGGGCUAUGGAAGCGUUAGUAGUUGUCAUUUCCUGUAAUUACUAUAAAGUCUUCGCCAACUACCGCCAAUUUUACAUAAUGAUACAAAGCACUAUUCACCUAAAAAAGCCA
This is a messenger RNA of Exophiala dermatitidis NIH/UT8656, 2600 nucleotides long. RefSeq lists its product as uncharacterized. Bases 712 to 2487 code for a protein of 591 amino acids. Lineage: Eukaryota; Fungi; Ascomycota; Eurotiomycetes; Chaetothyriales; Herpotrichiellaceae. The transcript has 10 exons. The record is from RefSeq and is a predicted model, not a curated record.